Messenger RNA from Papaver somniferum (opium poppy), 741 nucleotides. RefSeq lists its product as uncharacterized. The record is from RefSeq and is a predicted model, not a curated record. Gene Ontology annotation, molecular function: RNA-DNA hybrid ribonuclease activity; nucleic acid binding. The transcript has a single exon. Bases 1 to 741 code for a protein of 246 amino acids. NCBI's taxonomy places the organism in Eukaryota, Viridiplantae, Streptophyta, Magnoliopsida, Ranunculales, Papaveraceae.
AUGUUUUUAUGGAAGCUGGCUAAGAAUAUUCUUCCAGUGGCGGAAAGAUUACAAAAGAAUACUACUUGUGUUCAGUGCUCUCAAGGAAUUGAAACAGUCCAACACCUUCUAUUUCAAUGUUCUGUUACCUCAGAAGUUUGGUCUGUUGUCUCACCUGAGAAUCUCCAAGAUGCUACUAAAUACGGAGAUGUUAAUCAGUGGCUCCAGUCUUGGAUGGAUAAAAGAUCGUUAUUUUCGUCGAAAAGACAACAUCUUAGAAAUCUGGCAGUGAUAACAAUGUGGUUCUUAUGGAAAAGCAGAUGGUUGAAGCUGUUUGAAGGAAAAUCACAGUCUCCUACAAUUAUUACUCAACAAAUCUUUCAAUUUUGUUACGCUUAUGGCCUUUGCAUUCAUAAUAGCUAUAUACCAUGUAGUUACAUCAGUAAUCAUAUAUCUAUUAAGCCUAGAAACGAUUGGAUACCACCUUCAUCUGAUUGGUUAAAGCUUAAUUUUGAUGUUUCUAUUCUCCCUGAUACUAAUUUUGUUGGUUUCUCUAUUGUGUUGCGAAAUCAUCUAGGAGACUGCUUGGAAGCCGUGGCCUGGACAAGGAAUGUAAGAGAUGUUGAUCAAGCAGAAGUGCUAGCUAUGUUAAGAGUGCUGCAGUGGCUUAAGUUUAAAGGUUUAUGUAAAGUUCAGGUAGAAGGUGAUAAUAAAUCAGUGAUGGAGGCUAUGAAUAAGAACCAGAGUGAAUCUAUUAGAUGA